Salvia splendens (bonfire salvia) is the source of this 2245-nucleotide messenger RNA. Its product is annotated as E3 ubiquitin-protein ligase DA2L. The transcript has 10 exons. NCBI's taxonomy places the organism in Eukaryota, Viridiplantae, Streptophyta, Magnoliopsida, Lamiales, Lamiaceae. Bases 376 to 1683 code for a protein of 435 amino acids. The record is from RefSeq and is a predicted model, not a curated record. Gene Ontology annotation, cellular component: cytoplasm.
UUGAUUCUUUCCGGAUAUUGCACUCCACCACCCUUUGAUUCUCUCUAUUGCUCUCCUAAUCAUUAAUUACAUAUUAAUCAGCUUCACUAAGAAAUUAAUCUCUUUUUUCAUUAGGGCCAUUGAUUGGUUAAAAAUCGAAACUUUCUUGUUUUUGUUUGCUGCAAAACUGAGGCAAUAAAUUAUUUUUAAAUUUAAUUAUAUAUGUAUAUAUAUAUAUAUAUAUAUAUAUGUAUAGCCGUCCGUCUCUGUUCUGUUCUUCUCUGUGGCAGUAGCUUCAAUUUCUUUAAUCCAUGGCGUAAACACCGAAUCUAGUAGAUAUAUCUUGUUCAACUCUCUGUCUCCCCCCCUCUCCAAUAUAAAUAUAUAUAUGCUUGGAUGCGAUUGAGUGAGAAUUUUGCUGUGAUUGUGAAACAUUUGGGGGGAAAUCGAGAGGUAUUGGUGAUGGGGAAUAAAUUGGGGGGGAGGAGGAGGCAGGUGGUGAAUGAGAAGUACACUAGGCCUCAGGGGUUGUACCAACACAGAGAUGUGGAUCAUAAGAAGCUCCGGAAGCUGAUUCUCGACUCCAAGCUGGCACCUUGCUACCCUGGUGAUGAUGAUACUGCCUGUGAUCUUGAGGAGUGUCCAAUUUGCUUCUUGUACUAUCCAAGUCUUAAUCGGUCGAGAUGCUGCACGAAGGGCAUUUGUACGGAGUGUUUUGUACAGAUGAAGACCCCCAAUGCGACGCAGCCUACACAGUGCCCGUUCUGUAAAACAUCAAAUUAUGCUGUGGAGUAUCGAGGUGUUAUGACAAAGGAGGAGAAAAUCAUAGAGCAACUUGAAGAGCAACGAGUUAUCGAGGCGAAAAUAAGGAUGAGGCACCAAGAACUUCAGGAUGAAGAGAAGUCGAUCAAACUAAGAGAAAUAAGCUCUUCUAGCAGUAUGAGAGCACCAACUGAGGUUGAAUAUUGCUCAACCCAAGCGCCCACUUCUGUUUCUGCAAUAAGAAGUGAAGAAAUUGUUGCUUCAGAUGAGUCCAUUGAAACUUCAGUGCUUAGACCACCUCCACGCCAAAGGCAGACUAGGGAGGAUGAAUUUGACCUUGAUCUCGAGGACAUCAUGGUUAUGGAGGCGAUUUGGCUGUCUAUUCAGGAAAAUGGUGGGCGCCAAGAUCUAUCUUACAGUGAAGCAGCUCAGUCAGGAGAAUACAACGUAGAAGAUCACACCUCUUUAGCAGAAACAGUUCCGGCAGCUGGAGCAUCAUCGUCUCCUUCUGGUGGUCUUGCUUGCGCUAUCGCAGCCCUUGCUGAACGUCAGCAGGUUACGAACUACGGUGGUGACAUAUCUGGAUACAGCGGGUAUUCCAACGGGGAGGGGCAGGAAUCUGAAAAUUAUUUUCCUGCAGAGAGCAGUACUGUGGCAUCACCUGACAGCCUGCUGGCAAUGACCGGGGAUGCUGGAGAAUGGGCUGAUCAUCGAUCUCAGAUGGCUGAAAUAGGAACUAGCUACAGAGGUUCUGAUGAAUUCGGGGAUGCAAUCAGUCUGGCUUCUAUUUCACAUGAAGACGAGAACCAGAGCAGCAGUGGUCGAUCUGUUGCAGGAUCAAUAAUGCCCGAGAGUUUUGAGGAGCAAAUAAUGCUAGCCAUGACUGUUUCGCUGGCCGAGGCUCGAGCGAGGACCAGUACUGUUGGAGUAGCUUGGCACUAGCUCGUCAGAUAGGCUGGGACCGGAGCACACCAUGCAUGUUGUUCUGCAUUCGUAACAUUGGGAAUGUGUCACGAAUCAUCGCACAUUGGGUGCGAGUUUCUCGUACCUUGAGAAAAAUAUCUUGUGAGCAUCUUUGUGGUUGGCUGCACAGCAGAGGCUUCAACAGGGGAUGACGGGGAGGCUGUCGUUUUCGAUUAUCUGGCUGGAAACAACGCCACCUCUGCGAGGAGGAAAACAAUGCAGUGAUUGUACAUAUAGAUUUAUAUCCCUUCUUUGCUUGAAUUUGUGCUUUUUGGUAUGGAGAUUAUAUGUAUGAGGAUUAGUUUUUCUUGUGAAAAUAGGCAGAUUAACUCCUUUUAUGGAUUUUAUUUCUUGAUUUUAUUUUCUUUUUGGUAGCAGACUAGACUAGCAGUUAUGUUGGAGUAGAUUCGUAGAUGUUACUUAAAAUUUUACCAUAUCUGCAUAAUUGAUCUGUGUAUACCACAGUAGAUUCAGUCCAACUAUAAUUACUUGUUUUGUUUUACUUUAUUAUUUUUUAUUAGUAAAUCAUAUGUUUCAUUUA